AAAACAGCUUUAUUGGGUUAGCAAUGGCAACACUGUUAGCGUUACUGGUUUGGCUUGGCGUUUUUCAUCAUCCAUUUUGUUUUUACAUUUCUACAAUCUAGGAAUAUUUUGACUUUCGGAAAAGUAUUGUGCAUGGAUAUUUAAUAUUAGUGAUCAAGUAUGUGCUUGUGUUGAAGUUUUGAUGAAAUCUUGUAUACUGAGAAAAGAAAACGCGUUUUCACGAUAUGUCUCGUUACAAUUCAGAUUGUAAAGUUUACGUCGGAGAUUUGGGAAAUAGUGCUUCGAAACAAGAAAUAGAAGAUGCUUUCAAAUAUUAUGGCCCUUUGAGAAAUGUAUGGGUUGCGAGGAAUCCUCCCGGCUUUGCGUUUGUGGAAUUCGAGGACGCCAGAGAUGCCGAAGAUGCUAUCCGAGGACUAGAUGGUCGUAGAGUCUGUGGCCGGAAAGCAAGAGUAGAGAAAUAUGGUCGAACGAUAUGUGGCCGAAGAGCAAGAGUCGAAAUGUCCAACGGUAAAGGCGGUAGUGGCAGGUACAGGGGACCACCCCCGAGGUCUCGAAGUAAACCUUUUCACCCUGACGAUCGCUGUUACGAGUGUGGAGAUAGGGGGCAUUAUGCUAGAGAUUGUACUAGACAUAAACGCGGUGGACGGCACAGGUCUCGCAGCCGUUCCAGAAGUCGCUCUAGAGAUCGUAGAUCUCGGUCAAGAAGCAACUCGAGAUCCCGCAGUCGUUCCAGACGUCGCACUAGGACCCGCUCUCCAUCUCCGAAGAGGAGCCGUAGCCGCUCCCGCACCAGCGAUAAGCGUUCGAGAUCUAGGUCCAGAUCUCGUAGCAGGUCUGCUGUUAAAGAAAAUGGCAAGUCCGGAAGUAAGGAUUGAGUUCUAGCAUUUAUAUCAUCAGUUUCUGAUUAAGUGUUUUCUGUAUUUUUUUCUACAUUAUCACUUCUCUGUAGGAGCUUAGUAAUAAUUAUCCUGACGAGUGUUAUCCACAUUAUUAAGUAAUAAAUGGUGUAUCCCUGAA
Leptinotarsa decemlineata (Colorado potato beetle) is the source of this 1017-nucleotide messenger RNA. RefSeq names its product serine/arginine-rich splicing factor 7. Gene Ontology annotation, molecular function: zinc ion binding; RNA binding. The record is from RefSeq and is a predicted model, not a curated record. NCBI's taxonomy places the organism in Eukaryota, Metazoa, Arthropoda, Insecta, Coleoptera, Chrysomelidae.